This is a messenger RNA of Acipenser ruthenus (sterlet), 3833 nucleotides long. Its product is annotated as beta-1,3-galactosyl-O-glycosyl-glycoprotein beta-1,6-N-acetylglucosaminyltransferase-like. The coding region runs from base 215 to 1549 and encodes 444 amino acids. The transcript is spliced from 2 exons. Gene Ontology annotation, cellular component: membrane. The record is from RefSeq and is a predicted model, not a curated record. Gene Ontology annotation, molecular function: beta-1,3-galactosyl-O-glycosyl-glycoprotein beta-1,6-N-acetylglucosaminyltransferase activity. NCBI's taxonomy places the organism in Eukaryota, Metazoa, Chordata, Actinopteri, Acipenseriformes, Acipenseridae.
CAGGACAAAGUUUGGCAGAGACCGACUGGUUAAACAUGUCAUAAAUCAACCGAUCUUGUUCAGCUGAACAAGUUAGAAUCAAUCGGAGCACAAUUGAUUCCUAGAUCCCAUUGGGAUUGAAGAUUCUAUGGACCAAGCACAUAGACUUUGUUACUGGAUUCCUUUGGGAAUUUAAGAUUUCAUCGUGGAAGAACAGAACGAUAGAAAACUUAAAAUGACAGUUCUCAACAAGCAGAUUGUCGUUGCUUUAAAAACAUAUAUUCGUUGCAACAUGUUGAUGAGAAGGUUAACCAUGCAAAGGACAAUUGGGAUAAUGGUUUUGGCUGCUAUCGUUAUUUUAGUCAUCUACUUGAUUAAUAGUCACAUAAAAGAGACUAUUGAACAGUACAACAGGCUGGAGCUCAUGCAGGAGGAUGACAAUAAAAUCAACUGCACAAGAAUUAUUGAAGGCAAUGCUGAUGAGAUUGAGCAGGCUAAGCUUCAGGUGAUCACAGUUAAUUAUAAAAACAAACAUAGACCAAAAAUGGAUCAAUACUAUAUUGAUCUUACCAGAAACUGUGGGAACUUCACAAAGGUCCGCAAGUACUUAACAUUUCCUCUCAGUGAAGAAGAAAAAGAAUUUCCCAUUGCAUAUUCAUUAGUUGUUCAUCACAAAAUUGAUACAUUUGAAAGGCUUUUACGGUCCAUAUACACACCUCAGAAUUUUUACUGUGUCCAUGUUGACAAAAAAUCCCCAGAAUCCUUCUUGGCUGCUGUGAGAGGAAUUGCAGGUUGCUUUGAGAAUGUUUUUGUGGCCAGUCAGCAGGAAAGUGUUGUUUAUGCAAGCUGGAGCCGGGUACAGGCAGAUAUCAACUGCAUGAAAGACCUUCAGAGAAGGAGCUUGACAUGGAAGUACUUUAUCAACCUCUGUGGCCAGGAUUUCCCUCUAAAAACCAACCUGGAAAUAGUUAAAAUACUGAAGCGGCUGAAUGGGAGAAACAGCCUGGAAACUGAAACAAUGCCAUCUCAUAAAGAGACAAGAUGGAAGAAACAUUAUGAAGUUGCUGAUGGCACAAUAAAAAAAACAAGCAUUGACAAGGCUCCUCCGCCAAUUGAAACUCCAGUGUUUGCAGGUGGAGCCUACGUAGUGGUUAGCAGGAGCUUUAUUGAACACAUAUUGGAAGACCAGAAAAUACUUAAAUUCAUGGACUGGGCUAAUGACACCUAUAGUCCUGAUGAGUUCUUAUGGGCAACGCUGCAAAGAACUCCCGGUGUCCCUGGCUUUAUUCCAGUCAAUUCAAGGUAUGAUGUCACCGACAUGAACUCUGUGUCAAGGUUUAUUAAAUGGAGCUAUCAUGAAGGAAGCAUGUCCAAAGGAGCCAUGUACCCACCAUGCACUGGUGUGCAUGUAAGAUCAGUAUGUGUGUAUGGAGCAGGGGAUUUGAACCAUAUGCUGCAACAGCAUCAUUUAUUUGCAAAUAAAUUUGAUACAGACGUGGACCCAAUUGCCAUUCAGUGCUUGGAAGAACAUUUAAGACAUACAGAAAUUGUUGAAGCUACUAAACAUUAGAAACUCAUCUCAUUGGAGUUGAUUUUCAAAGCUUUUUUCCAAAAGGUAAAAAAAAAAAAAAAAAAAAAACUUUCAAGUUACAAAAUAAGAAAUAAACUUAAUUAAACUGCUUUGAAUGAAAUACCUGCUGCAUUUAUUUCUAAUUGAGUAAUUUUCUCUUAAUUUAUGCUUUGAAAAUCAGCCACUUUGUGUUUUAAGAGUUAUUACCCUUAUUUAAAAUAUUGACUAUCAUGUUUUAAUAACCUUUGCUGAUCAUGCAAAUGCAUAAACCAAGAAUAACAUGCAUGUCAUGGCCCCAAGGAUAUUGAUAAAAGGCAUUAUUAAGCCAUCUGUCGACCCAAAACCAGAAUACGUUUGACAAAUGGAUUGUAAAAUUAUAAUUUCAUUUUAGCCUGGGCAUUGGCAAUAAUUAGCUCUUAACAGAGAAAAGAGAUCAGAUCAUGUUUUUCAAUUUUAGGAGUCAGUUUUAAAGAACACCUUGAUAUGGAUAAACCUAACUUGUGUACAGGUAUUCUUGUUGUUUUGAUUCACUUUCUAUCAUUGUCUAUUUUAGUCAGAAUGUCCUCUGUGACCAUUUCUAUUUUAGUCAGCACCCCCUGUGGCCUCAAUGCAGUCCACAGAAUCAUGUCUAAGCUCCAAAUACAGCUGGUACCCCAGAGUUUAACCAUGUAUCUGCCCCCUAGUAGAUGUAAGAAAUACCAAUAUUUUUCCUACUUCACAUCCAUUUUUUAAUGUGAGCCCCAUCUUUAAAUAACUUUGGAAAAAUUACCCUAAAAAAUUGCUAAAUUGCACGAGAGGGCUUACAUAGGAAUCAAUAUGCAUGGAUAUAAAUAAGAAAGUGGCAGUAUACAUUUUAUUUCUGAAAAUAUAACCAAUGAGAGUUCCAUUAAAAGUGUAUCAGUAUCUAUAGUUCUUAUUUCAUGUUUGCUCCUCAAUUUUAGGCAAAAUUCCCAGACUUAUUCUGUAAGCAAGAUUCUAAGAGGAAGAAAAGACAUAGGUCUGAAAUGUACAGUUAUAAAGAAACACGUGUAUAGAAAACAUUAUUUGCAUUUUAAAACAUGGUAUCCGUGCUACCAUGCCUACCAGGAAGUCUAUUACUGCUUGACUUCUUGGUCAAAUAAUGCUACUGGCUGACAGCAUAUCAGUUGGGGAAGCAAAUGAUUGGUUAUUGAAAGGAAAGACGCCAGUGAAGGGGGAAGGACAAUUUCACCGUCCAGGUGAAAUGACCCUAAAAGAUAGUCUAAAAGCAUGGCUUGCAAAUGGAGAUUUCUUUAACCUAUUUAAAAAUAUAUGUUUGCUAAAACAUGUUUCUUUCAAAAUUGCACAUUUGAGAUCUAGAAAAAUGAAUGGAAAUGUUUUGUUUGUUGCAAUAACUUUAAAGACUUUUCUGUUGAUGUCUAUUUAAGUAACAUGUUCACAAAAAAACAACAUUCUAUAAGAAAGUGCUGUGCACUAUCCAUUUAUUAUUUGCUAAACAUUUUUUGACUGCAUAUAUAUGUAUAUUUAUUAUAAACCUGCAUAUACAUACGUACACAUAUAAUAUAUACAAGUUUUCAUACAAAACCAUAGCUUCAGGAAUUCUGAUUCUUCUGGCAUUCUACGAACUGAGCUAAAAUCCAUCACUUUAGGUUAAUGAUAUAAAAAUUAUCCAAUCAAAAUGUUUAGUACAGUACAUUUUCAAAAUAUUAGUAGUAAAUCUAUGAUAGGCUACCCCCUACUCGCCCACAUCUCUCACUACAUAAUGUAGGCUCAAAGCAAUCAGCUAUCCGAUCCAAGCGCUCUGUUAUUUAUUUUGUAUGUAUUUUGUAUUUGUUGCAAAGUUCAGCAUUUUUUUAUAACCUUGCUUAUAAAACAACUAAACUAUAAAGCACUAUCAUUUCAUGAGUCUGUGACUGUGAGUCUGUGUUAUUUUGUAAGGUAUUUGUUGUAUUAUUAUGAUUUAAAAUGUAUUGUUUAGUGUGUAAAAACGCAGUGUUUAUUUUAUUGUUUUACAGCAUGGAUGGGGUUAAAAUUCCCCAUCCAGCUAAACCCGUGCAGAAUGUGAUCGUCUCCAGAUUGAUUAAUUUAUUACUAAUCUGGAGACGAUCACACGUAUAAAAACCUGCAGCUUCGGCUGAAUGGGUUUAGUGUGUUAGAGGCGUAACGAGAGACGUGAGUCGUGAGGUAAAGAGAAUUAAAAUCAAGUAUAACAAUUGCUACCCGUGCAGGUUUUACACCAGCAUGCUCCUUGUUUAAAUUUGUGUUUGUUUUGGCCAUCGUACCGUUGUUUUAUUAUUUUAUUUAA